AUGCCAGCCCAACCAUUUGCCCUUCUGGAACCUCACUGGGCAAAUCCUGGAGAAGGUUGGUUCCGUGCCGCUUACAAAUGGGAUAGAGACAAGUUACUCACCAAGGAAAGGCUCGAGAAUGGCAGUCUGUACAAGGACAUAACCAAGCAACCAUCAUCGCAUAUUGCACGACUGAUGGAUAGUAGCUGGAACCAGGAUGUUGCAACAUCAUGUAGGUUCAUUGUCAGUGGUUGGUACUUCAGGCAUACUCCAAAGCCUGCAUUGGGCCCUAUGCCGCAAUGGUGGUGCCCUUACGAUCUACUUGGGCUUUUCAUCAGCCUCCUGGGACCCGCGCCGGCUGCUGCUGACAAAAACAACUUCUACCUCCCUCUCACAGCUGUCUACGGACGUUGGUGCUCGCGUAUCGCGGGCGAAGCAGAUACAGGUUGGAAAUGGGCGCCAAGUAUUCAAGGCGAGGGUGAUUUGCCGUAUGUUUUCCAAUGUACAUGGUAUCUCGAAACGGACCCCAGCACCAAGCAGCAUUGGGGCCAGUACUUUCUAGGGGCAUCCAACGCCGGAGACAAAUUUGAGAGAAACACGACAUACUCGGGAGCUUGGAGGGAGCGAGCGCAAGAGGCCCGUUUUGAUAUGCUCUUCAGAUGUCAGAAGGUGCCCAUGGUUCAGGCCAACGACUUCAAAGACAAGACAGCUCCCAACAUGAAUCCUGACCUUGCCGGUCGCAACAUGGUCCCGUAUGGAAACUGCGCCGAAACGUAUCCAUUCGCCAUCAGAUUCCUACCAGAUAAAACUAAGAACGGAAAUGCAAUGACAGGCCUUGCUCUUAAAAGCAAAUUCAUGCAAAAGGCGGAGUAUCCCGACUAUGAAGAAUGGGGUAGCAGUGACGUUUGGAAGAACUUGAUGCCUCCUUGUGCUAAUUGCAAGGAGCUUCUCAAAAAGGCCGGGGCGAAAGAGUCACUGUUUUCACCAGGUCUAGAUAAGGAUAAGGCUCCAAAACGACCAAAGUCAAUGAUGGAAAGUGAGGAACUGUGGGUUGAGAGUGGGGUUUUGGAGAGAGAGAAGAGCCAGGCUUUAUUAGCAGUGUCGUAA
Messenger RNA from Fusarium musae, 1086 nucleotides. RefSeq lists its product as uncharacterized. Bases 1 to 1086 code for a protein of 361 amino acids. The record is from RefSeq and is a predicted model, not a curated record. The transcript is spliced from 3 exons. Lineage: Eukaryota; Fungi; Ascomycota; Sordariomycetes; Hypocreales; Nectriaceae.